Lachancea lanzarotensis is the source of this 777-nucleotide messenger RNA. RefSeq names its product LALA0S04e00738g1_1 (gene COG7). The record is from RefSeq and is a predicted model, not a curated record. Lineage: Eukaryota; Fungi; Ascomycota; Saccharomycetes; Saccharomycetales; Saccharomycetaceae. Bases 1 to 777 code for a protein of 258 amino acids. The transcript has a single exon.
AUGUCCAGUUCAACUUUAUCCGGUAAUGAUGAAAUUUUAAACAUGUUUUUCGAUGAGCAGUUCUUACCAUUUGGAUUCGUGGAUUUACUUCUAUCGCCAGACGAACAAAUCAAGAACCUUCAAUCUGUAGCAUCAUCUCUUCUAUCCAGGCUAGAUCUUUAUACAGAUCGAUUGACUACACAAUUGGAGUCAAAGAUUCAUAAGCUUAGGACGCCGACAGAACUUUUGACUUACACCAACGCUAAUACAGAGAUCGAACGCACUACGAAGCUUCAAUAUUAUUUGGACACCUUGAGCAAAUCUGUCAAAGACCUGAAGGAGGGCAUCUCAAAAGUCGAUACGGAGCUGGAAAAUCUCAAGUCAAAGGGCCAGGGCAGCACAAGUACAAUGCAAGAAUUGCAAGAUCUAAAUUUGAUAAAAAAUAGACUGGUCGAAAUUUCAAACUGUCUUGCGGACCUCCGAGCCAUAGUGAUCGCUUCAUUUGAAGGUAUCGGUGAGGACGAGAUUCCCCAAACCGUGACCUUAUCUGACUUUGAAGACUCUUUAAGAGUAUUAGGGGAUGCUCUGAGCGCAGAUUUCAGGGAAUGUGUAGCAGAAGAGUCACCAACAAGUCGGAACGAUGAGCUUUUGAACAAAGUGCUAAAUUACGAAGAGCUCAGGCAAGCUUUCCAGUGCUUAAAAAAAUUCGGUUCCGCAUACGACGUUUUUGUAGAUCGCAUCCGAGCAGAAGCCGAACAGUAUCUCCAGAAGAAAGACAUUGACCCAUCAUUUCUCUAA